Messenger RNA from Didymodactylos carnosus, 711 nucleotides. Lineage: Eukaryota; Metazoa; Rotifera; Eurotatoria; Philodinida; Philodinidae. The record is from the annotation of a GenBank genome assembly.
AUGGGUUCCUCACCCUCAGUGAGCGAUCGCAUUAUUGCUCCAUAUUCGUCGCAUGCUUACCACCAGCCUCAUUUAUCAAAGCAAGUUCAAGGUGGUCAAGUAAAUCCACGUUUGUUCAUGAGUCCUGGUGAUAAUGGUGACAAUAGAAAUUCACAGCAAAUCCCCUGGUAUGGAUAUCUGAAAUUGUUUCUAACUGCACUUCAUAAAUUACCUCCGUAUCGGGGAACAGUAUGGCGCGGCGUUCCACACGACUUAAGCACAAAAUAUUGUAAAAAUGGUGAACAAAUAUGGUGGGCAUUUAGUUCGUGCACAUCAUCACUAGAUAUUCUGAGAUCACCGAACUUUUUAGGUGAUACUGGUGUUCGUACGUUGUUUAAUAUUGAAGUGUUUAAUGGCCGAUUGAUUAGCGAAUUUUCUGAAUAUAGUGCCAAAGAUGAAAUUCUACUUUUACCUGGUACUUAUGUUCGUGUUGUCAGCGAAAUGAGACAAUCGGAUGGUCUGCAUAUUAUUCAUUUGAAACAAAUAGAACCCCCGUAUUUUCUGUUAGAGCCACCAGGACAAGUUGGUCUAACACCAAAACCAGCGUCGCAAUAUAAUAAACAACAAAACAAAAUUGUUAAUGACGAGAUAUCAAGCGAAGAGAACAGAUCCGAUGAAGAUAACUCGGAAUUCCAAAGCGAUUUACCUACAGCUAACUGGGAAUCUGGUUAA